Molecule: messenger RNA, 976 nt
Organism: Tricharina praecox
Lineage: Eukaryota; Fungi; Ascomycota; Pezizomycetes; Pezizales; Pyronemataceae
Exons: 1
Coding region: 256-813 (185 amino acids)
Source: RefSeq, a predicted model, not a curated record
GGCGACUAUCGGAUUUUUAGUGGUGUCGGUUCCUUUCUGUUCCGUUCUUUGUCGCUAAGUAUGCGUGCGUUGUGUCCUUAUUAUUCCCUAUACCAGGUCCUGCUGCUUCUUCUUCUUCUCAAGGUCUCUCGUUUUUCGUAUUCUUUUUUUUUCUUUCUUUUUCUUUUUCACUUUUUUUUUGAGUCACUGUAUGCAUUGUCACUGCGGGGGAGAGGGAUAUGGAUGGGCCGAAGGAAGCGGUGAGGGGAAAUUGUGAUGAGGGGAUUUGAUGUGAUGGAUGGAUGGAUGAGCGUGAGAGUGGAAGAGAGAGAGAGCAUAGAUACGCUCGAGAAGAGUGAAGAAGGGAUAGAUAUCUGCAUCAUCAUGAGCAUCAUGAGCAUCAGCAGCAUCAUCAACAGCAUCAACAGCAUCAACAGCAUCAACAGCAUCAACAGCAUCAACAGCAUCAUCGUUAACAGCAUCUUAUUUCAGUUGCCCAUUAGGUUAUAUGUUCGUGAUGAUUUGUUUUGGUUUUUUUGGGUUUGUUUUUGCAUUGCGACUGCGAUUGUGAUUGCGAAUCCGAUUGUGAUGCCGAUUGCGUGCUGUGGAAUUCGAGAGAAAUAUAUUGCCGGUGGACUCUGGAGAGUGGAGAGUGGAGACUCGAGACUUGAGAGGGAGGGCUCAGGGAAGGGAUGGGGGGAUGCUGGUAGGCUUAUCUAUCUACAUAUUCAGUCAGUUCCGUGCUGUAUCCAUGACUGCUGCGGGGAUUCUGCGCUCUACCCACCUACUUACUUGCUCUGCGUACCUGUAUGGAGAUGUUUUUGCAUGCAGUGAUCAGUAUACACAGGUAUGAAUAGUAAAGUGCUGUGUAAAUACUCUCCGGGCCUUGUGGGUGCGCAUUCGCCGAGGAGCGCACGGGGAGUGAGUGGGGAGGGGUGGGGAGUGGGGCUGCGGCCUGCGGGUGGUGAUGAUGAUGACGGUGGUGGUGAUGGUGGUG